AUGCUGUCCUGCCGCCUCCAGUGCGCGCUGGCCGCGCUCUCCAUCGUCCUGGCUCUUGGCGGUGUCACCGGCGCGCCCUCGGAUCCCCGACUCCGUCAGUUUCUGCAGAAAUCCCUGGCUGCUGCCGCUGGCAAACAGGAACUGGCCAAGUACUUCUUGGCAGAGCUGCUGUCUGAACCCAACCAGACAGAGAACGAUGCCCUGGAGCCUGAAGAUUUGUCCCAGGCUGCUGAGCAGGAUGAAAUGAGGCUGGAGCUGCAGAGAUCUGCUAACUCAAACCCGGCCAUGGCACCCCGAGAACGCAAAGCUGGCUGCAAGAAUUUCUUCUGGAAGACUUUCACAUCCUGUUAA
Molecule: messenger RNA, 351 nt
Organism: Capra hircus (goat)
Lineage: Eukaryota; Metazoa; Chordata; Mammalia; Artiodactyla; Bovidae
Gene: SST
Product: somatostatin
Exons: 2
Coding region: 1-351 (116 amino acids)
Biological process (GO): regulation of cell migration
Cellular component (GO): extracellular region
Molecular function (GO): hormone activity
Source: RefSeq, marked provisional